AUGGUUCUCGUCAAGCGCAUCUGCCCGCCUGAGCGCCGCAAGGCCACCAUCGCCGUCACGGCAAAGCCAUCUUCCCCCACUUUAUCCGUCAGCAGCCAACAACAGCCGGAGCAAUUCCAGCUCCGCAUUUCGCUGCGCAUAGCCGAGACGACGCGCCCGGGCCAAGCCAUCACCAUCUGCACCGACGGCACCGUCUUCGCGCCCUCGGACCCAGAAGACGACGGCGAGUUCGACACGCUCGCCAGGGGCACCGCCUCACUCACCUCAACCGCUGACCCCAAAAAUCGCCACAUAAACCUAGGCCACUUCCUCAUCCACCGAGCGCGCAGGAACCCGCCGCCACCCGCGGACCUCAAGGAACGGCUGUCGACGCAUUUGCUGACGAUUCCUGCUGAGGGCGAGGUCGAGGUCGCGCAUGAUCUACCGCUGUCCCGUGUCUUCCUGCACGAGGGCCGGCUGAAGGCUGAAGACGUCGUUGGCGAGACCUGGAGCCUGGAGCUCAACGACGGAUUUGUGGGGACGACGUGGUGGUGCUGGGGUGACCUGAAUGGCGAGCUGAAGGAGAAGCGGUUGUCUGACUGGCACGAGGGCAUGCGGCCUGAGAUUAUGCCUAAGCCGGAUUUGGGUUCCGAGUGGGUCUUGGGGUGCAACCCGGUUGAGCUGGUCUUCGAGAACCGUACUGAGGAUUCGACUUUUCAGUUUGUGGAAUAG
Messenger RNA from Lasiodiplodia theobromae, 711 nucleotides. Its product is annotated as Aconitate hydratase 1. The record is from RefSeq and is a predicted model, not a curated record. Lineage: Eukaryota; Fungi; Ascomycota; Dothideomycetes; Botryosphaeriales; Botryosphaeriaceae. The coding region runs from base 1 to 711 and encodes 236 amino acids. The transcript has a single exon.